Messenger RNA from Phaethon lepturus (White-tailed tropicbird), 754 nucleotides. RefSeq lists its product as uncharacterized. The annotation marks the transcript as partial. Lineage: Eukaryota; Metazoa; Chordata; Aves; Phaethontiformes; Phaethontidae. The record is from RefSeq and is a predicted model, not a curated record. The transcript has 6 exons.
ACGGCUGUUGGUGCGCGCUAGGCUGGUUGUGUUGAGACCUUGGCCGAAGAAGGAAGCUGCGAAGGCGGAGGGCGAUGCCGGUGACGCCAAGGGCGAUGCUGGUGAUGCCAAGGGCGAUGCGAUCAGGAUCAUUCGGGCUGUCCUGGAGAAGUACGGGACCUACGAGAGCUUCGAAGUCGCCACGGGCGGGAGGCUGCUGAGCAAGUGCCAGAUCUGGUCCGUGAUCCGAAAGUACAUGCAGAAGGAAGGCUGCGUGGGAGAGGUGGUGGUGCAGCUCACUGACGACCUCCUGUCCCAGGCGGUGAUGAUGGUGGAGGAGCCCGGCAGCACUGUGUGGCGGCCCGCCCUCCUCUCCUCCCCCAUCGAGCGGGCCAGCCGCCUUUCCUUCUCCGCCCUUUUCCAGGACCUGGAGCAGUAUGUCCAGGACGCCGGCGUCCGGUGGGAGUACUGCGUGCGGGCGAAGCGGGGCCAGACCGACACCUCGCAGCCAGGCUGCUUCAGUAAGGACCAGGUCUACCUGGACGGAAUUCUCCGCAUCCUGCGCCAUCGGCAGACCAUCGACUUCCCGCUGCUGGCUGCGCUUGGAAAGGUCUCCUACGAGGAUGUAAAUAGACUGAAGAAAUUUGGGGUCCUGGAGAAAGCCCGCAUCCCCCAUUUCAUGCAGGACCUGGAGCGGUACAUGAAGCAGCUAGACCACAUCGUCACCACCAAUGGCCUGAACGAGGAGGAGCUGGAGCAGCUGCUGCCCGACUGA